AUGCACGUCGACGUCGUCCCACGCCGUGACGACACCGCUUGUGACGACAAGCAGUAUUUCUGGGUGUGCCAUUCCGGGAAAUUUAGAGGAUGCUGCACCGAAGAUCCAUGCGGCCUAGGAUACUGCCUCGACGACGACAGGGAGAAGUGGUUGAGCACGAAGCGUGCCGCCAGCGCCAGUUCCGCCAAGUCCAGGACAGCGUCUUCCACUCUCACGUCUUCUAACGAUGACGAUGAAGGCUCGACUACUGAGACGGAAACCAAGACUGAAACGGAAGAACGGCCAACAAAAACCAUGACGGACUCGGGCACCACCCACACGAUUCCUAACAAUGACCGCGUCACUGUCACCAAGCACACCCUCAUCGUUACCGACAAAGCCCCUUCUCGAACUCCCACGCCCACUGUUCCCUCAUCCUCUGUACUGGACUCGACGGGAGUGCCCUCGUCUGGGGCCACCAGUGUCGUCCCUUCUGAGACAGCCUCAGCCAUUGGCGGUUCUCUCGAAAACAGCGCCGGCAGCUCGUUCUCCACGGGGGCCAUUGCCGGAGCCGCCAUCGGCGGGUUCAUCGCGUUGGCCAUCAUCGCCAUCCUUGCAGUUGUGUUCCACCGGCGCCGAAGACAUGCACGACGAUACUCCCAGGAUAGCAUGAACAAUAUUGCAGAAAACGGUUCUGGCGAGAAGGCCUACUUCGAAGCCAUGUCGCCUCAUACCACGGGCACCCAGGGUAGUAGCGAUCCAUUUGCCCCUUUUGGAGGUCGAGCUGACAAGGCAGACGAUGCCCACCAGCCGCCAAGCCAUACCUUUGAGAUGGAUGGGACCAGCAGCGCACCAGUUGAACUGCCUGCUGAGAUCCAUGGUGCGGCUGAUUCACGCUUCCAAUCGGCAACACACUCGUUAGACACGACCAUUCGAAAGCACCGCGUUCAGCCGAGUGGCCCUACUGACCCUCGUGCCAAUCUCAAUGCUUCAACAGCGGACCGUCGUCACAACACUUACGUCAAUCAUUGGAACCAGUACCGCGGUCUGGGGCCAGAACGCUAG
Molecule: messenger RNA, 1044 nt
Organism: Ilyonectria robusta
Lineage: Eukaryota; Fungi; Ascomycota; Sordariomycetes; Hypocreales; Nectriaceae
Exons: 2
Coding region: 1-1044 (347 amino acids)
Source: RefSeq, a predicted model, not a curated record